AGACAAUGAGGGAAGGUCUCUGCCGACCGCCUGCUGCUUCUUGUUCGGGCACUAGAGGCUGCAGCCUGCAGCCGCCGCCUCCUCCUCCAGGGCUCCGCUCCUCGCUCGUCCCUCCGUCCCACUUGGGACGGUCCAAGUCACCCAGCGCUGGCCCCCGGGGCGCCGGGACGCCAAACCCAGCCGCAGCCGCUCUUCGCUGACUGCUCUUUCUCUGCUUUGCAGGUCGGCAGCUUUGCGGCCGAGGGUGUCGCGAUCCGAGGCGGCGAGGACAGGGCGCCUCUGGCCCAGCCAGCCGGGCAGGAUGCGGCGCGGGCAGCAGCGCUAAGCGCCCCCACGCUGGGCACGGGGCGGACUCGCUCCGGGCGGCGGGCCGAGCGGCGGCGACGGAGGGGAUGCGCCCGGGACGCGCAAGGCUCCUGCCGCGAGCUACCGCCCCGAGGUGGACGCCAAGCAGGGCUCAUCGCAGGACCGCGCGGACCCCAGUCCCCCGGGGUACGCGGCUGCCGAGCCUCGGGGCAGCGUCUGAGGUCAGGAUGCCCUGGGCGCCUCCCUGCUGGUGAGGAUGCCCUGCGGCGCCGCUCCGCAUCCCCAGCCCCAGUCCGUGGUGGGCAAGACUGCGUGGGCCCAGCUUCAGCCCCUCGUCCCGGUGGAUGAGAAGCGCUGGAGUCCUUGAGUGGAUCAGCAAUCGAAUCUGAAUUCUAAGAGCCAUGGACGAAGGCACUGGGCUGCAGCCCCAGGCGGCAGAGCAGCCGGAAGCAUCGGCCACAGUAGGAGCUGUCCCAGAGAAGUGCGAACCAGAGACCUUCAGGUCCCAAAGUUUACCCGUCCUCAAUAGCACCUCCUGCCGGCCAGACCUAAGUCCCGCGAGUGUAGGCGCCAAGCCAGCCUUCGGCUGUCCAGAUUCUUUGUGCCAUCAGGAGUUGAAGCAAGGCCUGAGCCGGUUGGCCCCCAGCCUCUCUGCCCCGUCCACUUCGGCAGAGAUGGCAGGGCUCGUGGAAUGUAACCACAGGGUGGACGUCAUCAAAACCGUGUCGGUGUCCUCCGCUUUGGCCACGCUCCAGGGGAGAAGGUGCCUGUACGUGGUCCUCACUGAUUCCCGUUGCUUCCUGGUUUGCAUGUGCUUUCUGACCUUCAUCCAGGCGUUAAUGGUCUCCGGGUACCUGAGCAGUGUCAUUACCACCAUCGAAAGGCGCUACAGUCUGAAGAGUUCCGAGUCGGGGCUGCUGGUCAGCUGCUUUGACAUCGGGAGCCUGGUGGUGGUGGUGUUCGUCAGCUACUUCGGCGGCCGGGGUCGGCGGCCCCUGUGGCUGGCCGUGGGCGGACUUCUCAUCGCCGUCGGGGCAGCCCUCUUCGCUUUACCUCACUUCAUCUCGCCUCCCUACCAGAUCCAGGAGCUGAACGCCUCGGCCUCCAACGACGGCCUGUGUCAGAACGGCAACUCCACGGCGCCUUUGGAGCCUCCGGCCUGCCUGAAGGACUCGGGAGGUAACAGUCACUGGGUCUAUGUGGCUUUAUUCAUCUGCGCACAGAUUCUCAUUGGAAUGGGCUCCACACCGAUUUAUACCCUGGGACCAACCUACUUAGACGACAAUGUCAAGAAAGAAAACGCAUCCUUGUACCUAGCCAUCAUGUAUGUCAUGGGAGCACUUGGUCCUGCGGUGGGAUAUUUAUUAGGUGGACUCCUUAUUGGUUUUUAUGUUGAUCCCAGAAAUCCUGUUCACCUUGACCAGAAUGACCCUCGUUUCAUUGGAAACUGGUGGAGUGGAUUCCUCCUUUGUGCCAUUGCAAUGUUUCUUGUGAUAUUCCCAAUGUUUACUUUUCCAAAAAAGCUUCCACCUCGACACAAGAAAAGGAAAAAGAAAAAAUUUUCUGGUGAUGUUGUUAGCGAUGACGCCGUUAUGAAGGAGAAACCAAACAAUAGUGAACACGUGGACAAAAAAGUUUCUUCUAUGGGAUUUGGCAAGAAUGUCAGAGACCUACCAAGAGCAGCUGUCAGAAUCUUAAGCAACAUGACAUUCCUUUUUGUGAGUUUGUCAUACACAGCUGAGAGUGCCAUUGUAACUGCUUUCAUUACCUUCAUUCCCAAGUUCAUCGAGUCACAGUUUGGUAUUCCAGCUUCCAAUGCCAGCAUCUACACUGGUGUUAUUAUUGUCCCCAGUGCCGGCGUUGGUAUUGUCCUGGGAGGCUACAUUAUAAAAAAAUUGAAACUUGGUGCAAGAGAAUCUGCAAAACUCGCAAUGAUCUGCAGUGGUGUGUCUUUGCUGUGCUUUUCAACCCUGUUUAUUGUUGGAUGUGAGAGUAUUAAUCUAGGGGGCAUAAACAUCCCUUAUACAACAGGACCUUCUCUCACCAUGCCUCACAGGAAUCUGACAGGAAGCUGCAAUGUUAAUUGUGGCUGUAGAACGCAUGAGUAUGAGCCAGUCUGUGGAUCAGAUGGAAUUACAUACUUUAACCCUUGUCUGGCUGGCUGUGUUAAUAGCGGUAAUCUCAGCACUGGGAUAAGGAAUUACACAGAAUGCACCUGUGUCCAAAGCCGGCAAGUGAUCACUCCACCCACGGUGGGACAGCGCAGUCAGCUCCGCGUGGUUAUUGUCAAAACAUAUCUCAACGAGAAUGGCUAUGCUGUGUCCGGGAAGUGUAAACGGACCUGUAAUACCCUCAUCCCAUUCUUGAUUUUUCUUUUCAUAGUCACCUUCAUCACAGCAUGUGCCCAACCAUCAGCCAUCAUAGUAACACUCAGGUCCGUUGAGGAUGAGGAGAGACCCUUCGCCCUGGGAAUGCAGUUUGUUCUGCUGAGAACACUUGCAUACAUUCCUACUCCGAUUUACUUUGGAGCAGUUAUCGAUACCACCUGCAUGCUCUGGCAACAGGAAUGUGGAGUGCAGGGCUCCUGCUGGGAGUACAAUGUGACAUCGUUUCGUUUUGUCUAUUUCGGUUUGGCGGCCGCCCUCAAAUUUGUUGGCUUUAUUUUUAUUUUUCUGGCCUGGUACUCCAUUAAAUACAAGGAGGACGAACUGCAGAGGCAGAGGUGGCGAGAAUUCCCCCUGAGCACUGUGAGUGAGACAGUGGGCCACACUGACAAUGCCGAUAAGUAUGCCCGGACUAGAUCCUGCCCAGCGUUCAGCACCCAGGGAGAAUUCCACGAAGAGACUGGUCUGCAGAAAGGGAUCCAAUACACAGCACAGACCUAUCCGGGGCCCUUCCCAGAAGCAAUAAGUUCCUCUCCAGACCCAGGGCUGGAAGAAAGCCCUGCUACCAUGUAGCCUCCCUCCUGAAUCUUGAAAACGGAAGACUUUAGUUUUGUUGGUUGAGUUGAAUAUGGCGACUUGAGAAACACCCGUGCCUUCUUUUCUUUCUUUUUUUAACCUCUAAAGACACAAUCCUCAAACCAACAAAACUCAGUAUACACAGCCACUGUUGACUGAGGGCUGGAUACCUCAACAAGACUAAGAGCCUUUCCCCCCUUCUCUCCAAGAAGGAGGCGUGUAGAUUUGUUACCAUUUCUGCUAUGUUAAUUUAAUGCUCAUGCUCUAAUGUGGUAUCAGGCUGAGGCACAUGGUUAACAAAAUCAUCAGAAGUGCAAUGGCGGUGCGUAUCAUUAGCAUACACUCCAAACAAAGGUGAGCUUUUGACCAUGACUUUGCAUUUACAAGUCAAAGUUUUUAGACAUGAACACCUACUGUGAGUUCUGCUACAAAGCACAAAUGAAUUUGCCUCAACUAUGCAAUUUGAUUGGGAAAAUAUAAGUGCAGCAUGUUAUUUUGCUUUCAGAAACUAAAGCAGAUAUGUUUUUGAAAAAAGGAAGCUAAACUUUCCCUAAAGUACUGUUAAUAGCAUUUUAAGCCAUAGCGGAGUUAUAAAUCAGGUAGAAUUUUUCAAAUGCUUCAAAGGAACCAUAUGCAUAGGGUGAUAAAAGGAACAGCGGCCUCAUUUCAUAAGACACAUUCUCUUUUAGUCUGUCUGCCCCAUCAUAAGGUAGUGAAAGAGGCUACUGAAUCAUAAAUCUGAUAGCUUCAAUAUAAACGCCAGGAUUCUUUUGUAAGGGGCUUUAAGUCUAGUGUCCUAAACGAUAUGGCUAGAAACUGUAAUUUGAGAUGCAUAAUAAGGAAAGAAAGUGAUGGCUUUCUCAUCCAAAGAAAAUUGCUGCAGAAAUUCUUUUAGCUUUUAAGGGCCCACGUAAGUGUAGUUAAGAAUUGUAACCUUGACACUCAGAAUAGUUGGAAAAAGAAAUUCCACAAAAGUAAGAUUGAGUCUCACCUGAUCAUUUUAGUUAUAUACCUGGAAGCACUAGCAAGUCUGUAUUGUUUUCUUUUUUAUGGAGAGAAGAUUGCUGUGGUUGCUCCUGAAAUCGAGUAAUUAUAUCAGGGAAGCUAUACUAUGAUAGGAAAGUCACUUUGAGUACAGGAAGAGGGAGAUCUGUGAGCUGGAUCUAGAAUAUGAUCCGAAGUCAUGAUUGAAAAUUGUUUAAAAUGAACUGGUCUGUCAUACUGAAUCUUACUUUAGCAGAGUUAGAAUCAUUUCACACCUCCCUUUGAUUCCUUCCUACUGUAACCUCCGUGACGUGAUUCUGAGAGAGGAUUUUUCUGUUCCUAAACACACUUUGGGUUCAUUAUCCAUCAUCCUUUUCAGUACCACCCAGCACAUCACUUGGACUUAGGCACCACACAGAAUGCUUUCUACAUGGUUCUUAUGGUAGAUGCCUCCUGAAGCACUGUAGACUGAUUGCAGGUUAACUCAUGGGAUCUCGCUGCUCAGAAAAAGAAUCAUGACAACUCAGAUUUAGGAGGGACUGUGAGGUCCAAGUACCAAUAUAACUGUGAACUGUUUCUGCCAAGGAGCCUAUGCUUAUGUAGGGCUAAUUUGAGAAGUGGUUUCCUUGGCUGCUUUACACUCUUUCACAGAGGGGAUAUGAUUGACAGAACUGCCCCAUGAGUCAGGCUUUUUGCCCUCCAUCCUUGGCUGUACCAGUAGAGUUUCGUGAAUAUUCCUGGGUACAAGGUUGUUUUCCUCUCUACCGAGGAAUGGCAUUGGCUAAAUGAUUCUCUUAGUUGCAUGCAGUUUGUGGAGAGGGUUAUCACUAUUAGACUUAAAAAUGUCUACAAGGGGUGGGCCAGUGGUCUCAGGUGACAAGGACUUCCUUUUGAGCAGUCUCGUUUGGCUCAGUUGUAAGAACCAGUGUUGCCUGUAAUUACACGGGUGUCUGUCAAACUUUGGUCAACAUGGUGUAUAUUGAAGGUCUUCAGAGAAUAUCACUGAUUAACCUAGUGUCUACUCUGGGCCUCAGGGUUCCCCUUUUCCCUUUAUGGGAGAUCUUUGAUCCCUUAGAAGAGAAAGUUUCCUUUUGUGUUGGAGCUAAAGAUUUGUAGGUUGGGGAGAGGUGGUAUUUUCUUAAUUUUCCUCUGAUGGUUAAGAAACUGCAUUGAGAGAAUUUUGGUGGGAUUGGCAGUUUUUUAUUUGUAGCUAAAGAUUGUGUGUUCCAACAGUCUUAGAAUUUCUCUCUUCUUGGUAGUACAUUUUGAAAAGGAGCCUCUCUCAGAACUCCAGGCUAGGAAAUGAUGGACUCAUCAGGUAUAAAUAGAGAGUACUCCCCUUCUCUACCUUGAACAGUCAUCCAGUUCAGCCAGCACUGGCGGGAAGCCAGUUCUCUAUCAGGCACCCUUUCACCCAAUUACCAUCUGCCACUCUGUGAAAUCCUUUGAGCUGAUUAGGCCAGAAUUGAAGUCUAGCCUAUUAAUUGGCCUGAAUUGUGCACCACAAUGUUAACAUUGUACUUCCUCGAGUAUCCAAUACCUAUAAAUAGCAGGUGUAUCAUUAACGUUUUGUUGGUGAAUGUAGAAUAAGUAGUACAAAUCAUGGGCGACUGAAGUUCUGGAAUAAGUACCAAUUAAGAGUUGUCCCCAAAGUGCUUUGGGCUCUGGUAGCAUCAUUGGAAUAUUACAUAAUCAACUUGAGCAACUAUUUUAUAGAUGAUACCAUUUAAUUGUACAUAUGAGGUUCUUAUAUGAUUGUUAAUAAAUUAGGCCAUGUUACUUUAUAGUCACGGCUCCUGUUAUAAGUUGAAUUGCCACUCUCCAUGAGCUUAGGCUUCUAAUUACUUGGUUUGAGGAAAGGUCAUCUUAUUCCUUUAUAAACUCUGUAGAUUCAUAUAUUAUUUGGCUUUAAUAUGCAAAUAUAAUGUCCUUGAGUCUAGCCUAUUAAUUGAGACACUGCUGGCCAGUGGGGUGGGCGGUUGGAGCACAUUCUUUUGGUUAUCUUCAUUAGAAUGAAAGCCUUAUCCUUUGUAGGUGGAUUUCAUUCUUGAAAACAAUCAAAAGUCAUUCAGAACUAAAGUGGGGGAAGAAAGGAGGAGCAGAGAGGAAACAAGAGUAGCAUUUGUUGAGUGUUGAUUAUUUGCAGAACCUUUUGUCAAGCACUUACUAUACAUCGUUCAUUUUAAUCCUCUGAAUGACUUUGCAAGACAACUAUUUUUAUUUGAUUUUUAAAAACAGAUGAUGAAAACCGAGGCUCAGAGAGGUAAAGUGACUUGUUUAGGAUUGUACAGAGCAGCCAAGUCAGGGUUCAGACACAGGUUUCUCCGUCUCCAUGACCCCCUUCUUACACUACGUAAUGCACACAAUAGUUUUGGUCAACAAAGGCAAGAAGUGACUAUAAGAUACUGCAGUAAAGCAUGUCAUUUUUUGAUGUGUUACUGUUUCUGAAGAGUAGAGAAGUCGUUAUUUCUUUGUGUAAAACAGAAAAAAAUUCUCUAGGAAACAUCAAAAUUUAAUGUGUAGAUUUUCAAGGUAAAUUUACAUUUAUUUAGCUAAGUGUUAUAUUCAGAAUCGUUUGUCAUAAUAUACCUCAAGUAUUUAUUUCUUGUUCAUAUUUAAUAUAGAACAAAUCCAAUUUUGGUGUUAACGUUGAAUAUCCGUAGAGUUUCUGAAAUGAAACAGAUGAGGAAAGGUGGUUCAGAUUAAUUGAAUCUGAGCUUUGGGGAUUUCAAGUGUAUGCUUUUUUUUUCCCCCUCUUUCAGAAUGUUAACAUUUCCAUUAGUCUUUUGGUGAAUAUCAGUUUAAGUUUCAUAAUAAAAGUUUUAAAUGAACAUAUACAAAGUGUUACAUGUUAAAUGAACAUAUACAAAAUGUUGUAAGUUACAUCCCAAACCUCUGACCCGAUUGUUGCCUGUUAACCGUU
This is a messenger RNA of Ceratotherium simum simum (southern white rhinoceros), 7173 nucleotides long. It is a transcript of the gene SLCO5A1, whose product is annotated as solute carrier organic anion transporter family member 5A1. Gene Ontology annotation, cellular component: basolateral plasma membrane. The record is from RefSeq and is a predicted model, not a curated record. Gene Ontology annotation, biological process: transmembrane transport; sodium-independent organic anion transport. Gene Ontology annotation, molecular function: protein binding. NCBI's taxonomy places the organism in Eukaryota, Metazoa, Chordata, Mammalia, Perissodactyla, Rhinocerotidae.